UCUUUUCUCUUCAUCGUUACUUCAAUUCAAGUUUUUCUUUUUUUAUUUAUUGUUGUUUUUUUCUCUCUCUUUUCUUAAUUGUGUUUAUUUAAUUUAAAUUGUCUUUCAAUGUCUUUAAUUGUGGGUGAAAAUGUUACAAUUUAAGAUAAUUAAUCAACUUUACUUUCUUUUAAUUGUGUUAACUUAUACUUCAAAUUAUGUCUAUGGUAGGAGACGUUUGAAAGACAUUUUCAUAAGUGUUAAAACAACCCAAUCAAAUCAUCGGACUCGAUUGAAAAUUAUUUUAGAUACUUGGUUUAAACAAUCAGCCGGUGUAACUUAUUUUUUCACUGAUUCCCCAUCAGAUGAACAAUAUUCUAAAUUAAUUGGUGAUGCUGGUGGACAUUUAAUCAGGACCAAUUGUUCAAUUUCUCACCAUAGGACUGCUUUAUGUUGUAAAAUGUCCGCUGAAUUGGAAACUUUUCUUACAACCAAUAAAAAAUGGUUCUGUCAUUUUGAUGAUGAUAAUUAUGUUCAUGUGCCUAGUCUAGUUAAACAUUUAUCUAAAUAUUCACCAAAUAAGCCUUGGUAUCUUGGUAAACCCUCGAUACCCUCACCAUUGGUUAUAGUUGAUCCAGAAAAUCAGAGAGAAAAUAUUUCUUUCUGGUUUGCCACCGGAGGAGCUGGAUUUUGUUUAAGUCGUACUUUAGCCAAUAAGAUGAUACCCUAUGCAAGUAAUGGUUCCUUCAUGGAAGUGGGUGAAAAAAUUCGUUUACCUGAUGAUGUUACCAUUGGCUAUAUAAUUGAACAUUUACUUGGAAUUAAUUUAACUGUUGUUGAACAAUUUCAUUCUCAUCUGGAGCCAAUGAAAUUCAUUAGGAAGGAAAUUUUAAAAGAUCAGAUUACCUUUAGUUACUACGAGAUGAACGUUGUUGAUGUAAAUAGUGUUAAUGAUACGAUAGAUAAUUUAGAAGAUCCAACAAGAUUUAAAGCUUUAUACUGCCAUCUUAAUGGAUGCUGAUAAUUGAAUUUAUGGCCAAUUUGCCCUACGGUUACUUCGUUUUUAUUUUUCCUUCUUCUAAUGUUUCUAAUUGUUACCACAAGAUGGAGCCCCUACUACGACUUUCGAUCCACGUGUUUUUCAUGUUUGAUCGAUUAUUUUAACCUAUCGAUCUUAUAAUUUUUUCUCCAUCAUUCAUUUAACUAACAUCGAGCUUAUGAUUGAAAUCGAUCUGAAUACAAUCGUUUCAAUCUUUUAAAAUAAUCGAUUUUGAGGCAAUUUUUUACUGGAAAAAAUCGAUUUCAAAUCUAUGGGAAUACAUCGAUUGUGAGCAAUCGACUGUGAUUAAUCUGUCUUUGUUCUCCUCCCAACUCAGCUAUUUGCGCCUCAUGAUAAAUGUUAACAGUUUUUUUUUGUUUUCAAUAGGUUUGAAUUAUUUUUUUUAUAAAUUUGUUUCUUUUCUCUCUACUCUACAUCUUUUGUACUUCCUGUUGCUGAUUUUGUGAUACCUUGUUAAGUUUCAUUACAUUUGUACAUGUUAAGCCCCUUCACAUUCCCUUCUUUCUCUUAGUGAAAUAGUAGAGAAAAAAAACAAGAAAAAG
Molecule: messenger RNA, 1581 nt
Organism: Panonychus citri (citrus red mite)
Lineage: Eukaryota; Metazoa; Arthropoda; Arachnida; Trombidiformes; Tetranychidae
Product: fringe glycosyltransferase-like
Exons: 3
Coding region: 131-1000 (289 amino acids)
Biological process (GO): regulation of Notch signaling pathway
Cellular component (GO): membrane
Molecular function (GO): O-fucosylpeptide 3-beta-N-acetylglucosaminyltransferase activity
Source: RefSeq, a predicted model, not a curated record